AUGGCGACUCCUCAUGACAACACAAGCAAGGCCAUCGCGGCAUUGGACCUUCGGGAGAUCAUCGACCUCAUCAACUUUCAUGUAAAAAUAAAGCGCCAUAUUGUGAAAGCCCUUCGCGUCUGCAAGGCCUGGCACGAAGCUUGGACACCCGUACUGUGGAAGGAUAUUGAAUUCGACUGCAAGACAGACACGUUCCCAACAGCAGAGCUAUUUGCAGAGCGAGGGCAUUUUGUUCGGAAACUGACUCUCGAAAACCCCAAAGACCAUCACCUGGCCAGCAUCAUGCCCUUCCUCGGGAACCUGCGAGAUAUGCGCCUAGACAAUAGUAAGGUCACCAUCGAAGGACUGACACUCUAUAUGAAGGAGCUUGGUGGCAAUACCGAUAGCGGUCGUGAGCACGCCCUGAGGCUCCUUUGUCUCGACAAUUUGUGUAUCGAGGCCUCGGAUCUGGUGCCGGUGCUGAGAGAGUACUGCGGAGGCCUCGAAACUUGGAUGGACGAUGCGGCUGCGGUGAUCAACAGGCGACUUGAGUGUCUCGGACUCGACGAAGUAACCCAGUCCGACAACUGCUUUUUCAAGCUCCUUGGGCGCUGUCCGAAUCUCCAGGCGAUCCAUAUCGCCGUCAACCCUCUUCUUACAAAUGCGGCCGUGUACAGGAUCCCAGAGUUAUGUCCAAAAGUUGAUGAUCUUUGUCACGACUCUAAUUCCAUGGUCACCUCCCCUUCGCUCACACAACUUUUCCAAAGAUCGGUCUAUCCACUAAGACUACAAACCCUCGCCCUAAAUGGCGAUGCUAUGGACGACAGGCUUGUCGAUCACAUCGCGAGGAGCCAAGGAGGAAGUCUCACCGUCUUAAACCUCGCUUACUGCAAUGAGGUGACGGACGAGGGCGUUGAAUCAAUACUGGAACAUUGCUGUCAACUCCAGUCGCUGUCGCAUCUGGAUACAGCCUUCACGACCGCGAUCAUGGAUAGCCCACAGGAACGAUGGAAGUGUUUUAACAACUUGCAAGUCUUGGAUAUCCGAAACCUGGAGCUUCCGCAGGGUAAUGGAAGCCCUACCAAUGAGCUCGAGGAGUUUGCAAAGGUCAAGAGGAGGAUCAUGAUGUUACCGAAGCUUCGGAAGCUGGCGAUGGAUUUCUUCGGGCUAUACGACAAGCUGGUUUUGGGUUUUGGUUGUGGGGAUGGCCAGGGGCCUCGGCUACAGACGCUGGACGCGCACCGGGAUGUAUCCAGCAAGGGACUCAGAGGCGAGGAGUUAGACAGGUUUUUGGAUAACUAUCCGUAUUUGAGGUGCCUGAUCGUGGAUAAGUCAACCCUUAACCAUUGCGAAGAGAUGAUUCCUCGACUUGGCAUGAACGGUGUGAGGUAUGACUCUGCAAGGAGCGUUUCGUGGGCAGAGCAAUAA
Molecule: messenger RNA, 1407 nt
Organism: Gamsiella multidivaricata
Lineage: Eukaryota; Fungi; Mortierellomycota; Mortierellomycetes; Mortierellales; Mortierellaceae
Exons: 2
Coding region: 1-1407 (468 amino acids)
Biological process (GO): SCF-dependent proteasomal ubiquitin-dependent protein catabolic process
Cellular component (GO): SCF ubiquitin ligase complex
Source: RefSeq, a predicted model, not a curated record